AUGGUCGUCAACGCAACCUCAGUGACCACAGCCCCCCCCGUGAAGAAGGCUACUGAGGAUACCAAGCGUGCUCUCCUGGGGAAGGUGGACUGCUUCAUCUUCGACUGUGACGGCGUGAUCUGGAGGGGGGACUCUGUAAUUGACGGCGUCCCUGAAACGCUCGAUGCUCUGAGAAAAUUGGGGAAGAAGCUGGUGUUUGUGACCAACAAUUCCACCAAGUCGCGCAAGGGAUACCUGGGCAAGUUCACGAGCCUGGGCCUCGAUGUGAACGCGGAGGAGAUCUACUCCUCCUCCUACGCGGCUGCUGCCUACCUGGAGUCCAUCAACUUCCCCCAGGACAAAAAGGUGUACAUAGUGGGCGAGGUGGGCAUUCAGGAGGAGCUGGACCUGAAGGGCAUCCGCUACUGUGGCGGGCCCGACGACGCCGACAAGAAGAUUGAUCUCAAGCCCGGCUACGCGCUGCCCCACGAUGAGGAUGUGGGUGCGGUGGUGGUGGGCUUUGACCGGCACCUGAACUACUACAAGAUCCAGUACGCGACGUUGUGCAUCAGCGAGAACCCGGGCUGCCACUUCAUCGCGACUAACCUGGACGCGCGCACGCACCUUACCGACGCCCAGGAGUGGGCCGGCAACGGGGCCAUGGUCGGUGCCAUCAAAGGGUCGACCAAGCGCGAGCCGACGGUGGUGGGCAAGCCGGCGGAGUUCAUGCUGGCCAACAUCGCGACCACCUUUGGGCUGAAGCGCAGCCAGAUCUGCAUGGUCGGCGACCGCUUGGACACCGACAUUCUGUUUGGGCAGCAGGGCGGCCUCUCCACCAUGCUCGUGCUCUCAGGUGUGACAACGGAGCAGGCUCUGCUGUCUCCAGAGAACACCAUCCACCCAGACUGCUACACAGAUCAGCUGUCAGACCUCCUAGAGGCGGCCCAGAGCGCAGCGUAG
Messenger RNA from Coccomyxa subellipsoidea C-169, 939 nucleotides. RefSeq names its product 2-phosphoglycolate phosphatase. The record is from RefSeq and is a predicted model, not a curated record. Gene Ontology annotation, molecular function: phosphatase activity. The transcript is spliced from 8 exons. Bases 1 to 939 code for a protein of 312 amino acids. Lineage: Eukaryota; Viridiplantae; Chlorophyta; Trebouxiophyceae; Coccomyxaceae.